Amphiprion ocellaris (clown anemonefish) is the source of this 14717-nucleotide messenger RNA. RefSeq names its product WD repeat and FYVE domain containing 3 (gene wdfy3). Gene Ontology annotation, molecular function: protein binding; metal ion binding. The record is from RefSeq and is a predicted model, not a curated record. NCBI's taxonomy places the organism in Eukaryota, Metazoa, Chordata, Actinopteri, Pomacentridae. Bases 276 to 11042 code for a protein of 3588 amino acids. The transcript has 68 exons.
CACACACACAAACACACACACACACAAACACACACACAGUAUGCUGGCAGGCGAACAAAGCCGCUGGCACUGCCAAUGAAGACAAGCCAUGCCUCCCUGCUUCGCCUCUCCUCCUCCCUUCUCACGCUGCCGUGAGGGGAAGGCAUGACACCAUUGUCGUCGCCCGUCCUCAUCAGAAACACACAGUUUUUUUUCGGAGAGAGGAAUAAGAGCGGUCGGUCGUUCUUCGGCUGAUGGUGGAUUAUUUCUGUCGGUUGUGCCGCUGAUGAGUUGAGAUGCUGGCGGAGCGCAGAGAGAACAGCAGGGCUGCCUUUGCCCUGACAAAGCCGCUCAAGAUGAACAUGGUGAAAAGGAUCAUGGGACGGCCGAGGCAGGAGGAGUGCAGCCCCCAGGACAACGCUCUGGGCCUGAUGCACCUGCGACGCCUCUUCUCUGAGCUGUGCCACCCUCCUCGACACAUGACCCAGAAGGAGCAGGAGGAGAAGCUCUACAUGAUGCUUCCUGUCUUUAACAGGGUGUUCGGAAAUGCUCCACCCAGCAGCAUGACGGAGAAGUUCUCCGACCUGCUGCAGUUCACCACCCAGGUGUCCCGACUCAUGGUGACGGAGAUCAGACGAAGAGCUUCAAAUAAAUCCACAGAGGCGGCCAGUCGAGCCAUAGUCCAGUUCCUGGAGGUGAACCAGAGUGAGGAGGCGAGUCGCGGCUGGAUGCUUCUGACCACCAUCAACCUGCUGGCCUCCUCCGGACAGAAAACGGUGGACUGCAUGACGACCAUGUCUGUUCCCUCUACGCUGGUCAAAUGCCUCUAUUUGUUCUUUGACCUGCCCCACAUGGCCGAGGCCCCCGUUGUCCCCCCACCACAGCCGCCGCAGCCUCCAGCCAACCAGGAGAAGACCCCCGGACAGGGACACCCCCAGCCAGAGCUGCCCCUCGCUGACCGCCGGGCGCUGCUCCAGAAAGUCUUCGUCCAGAUCCUGGUGAAGCUCUGCACCUUCGUGUCUCCGGCGGAGGAGCUGGCCCAGAAGGACGACCUCCAGCUGCUGUUCAGCGCCAUCACCUCCUGGUGCCCCCCCCACAACCUGCCCUGGAGGAGGAGCGCCGGCGAGGUGCUGACCACCAUCUCCAGACACGGCCUCAGCGUCAACGUGGUCAAAUACAUACACGAGAAGGAAUGCCUGGCCACAUGUGUUCAGAACAUGCAGCAGUCGGAUGAUCUCUCCCCGCUGGAGAUCGUCGAGAUGUUCGCCGGACUCUCCUGCUUCCUCAAAGACUCCAGCGACGUUUCCCAGACGCUGCUGGACGAUUUCCGAAUGUGCCAGGGUUACGCUUUCCUCUGCGACCUCAUGCUCAGACUGGAACAGGCCAAGGAGGACGAAUCAAAAGAUGCGCUGAAGGACCUGGUCAACCUGGUCACCUGUCUGUCCACGUACGGGGUGACGGAGCUGAAACCGGCCGGCCUGACCACCGGAGCUCCCUUCCUGCUGCCUGGAUUUGUUCUCCCGCAGCCCUCUGGGAAAGGCCACACAGUUCGGAACAUCCAGGCCUUCUCCGUCCUCCAGAACGCCUUCCUGCGAGCCAAAACCAGCCGUCUGGCCUGCAUGCUGCUGGACGCCGUCGGGAACAUCUACGCCGCCGAGCCGGCCAACUACUUCAUCCUGGAGUCGCAGCACACCCUGUCGCAGUUCGCCGAGCGGGUGGCCAAGCUCCCCGAGGCCCAGGCCAAGUACUUCGAGCUGCUGGAGUUCGUGGUUUUCAGCCUCAACUACGUGCCGUGCAAGGAGCUGUUCAGCGUCAGCGUGCUGCUCAAGUCCAGCACGUCGCACGCCUGCAGCAUCACGUCCGUCCGCACGCUGCUGAAGCUCGCCAGGCACGACCCGGUGUUCAGCGACGUGCUGCGGGAGGUCGGCCUGCUGGAGGUUCUGGUCAACCUGCUGCACAAGUACGCCGCCCUGCUCAAAGACCCGGCGUCGCAGCAGCAGCCGCACAAUAACGACCAAGCCGACUGCAAAAACAACACGGUAGCCGAGGAGCAGAAGCAGCUGGCCUGGCUGGUGAUGGAGACUCUGACGGUGCUGCUGCAGGGCUCCAACACCACCAGCACCAACGCAGCUCUGUUCAGAGAGUUUGGCGGCGCUCGCUGCGUCCACAACAUCGUGAAGUACCGUCAGUGUCGGGAACACGCCUUGCUCAUCAUCCAGCAGCUCGUCCUGUCGCCCAGCGGUGACGACGACAUGGGAACCCUACUGGGCCUCAUGCACUCCGCUCCGUCCAGCGAACUGCAGCUGAAGACAGACAUCCUGAGGGCUUUGCUGGCGGUGCUACGAGAGAGUCACCGCACCCGGACGGUGUUCCGUAAAGUGGGCGGCUUCGUCUACGUCACGUCGCUGCUGGUCGCCAUGGAGCGCUCGCUGUGCCAGCCGCCUCGACACGGCUGGGAGCGGGUCAACCAGAACCAGGUGUUCGAGCUGCUGCACACCGUUUUCUGCACGCUGACCGCCGCCAUGCGCUACGAACCGGCCAACUCACACUUCUUCAGAACGGAGAUCCAGUACGAGAAGCUGGCGGACGCCGUGAGGCUGCUGGGUUGUUUCUCCGACACCAAGAAACUGGGUCCCACCAGCGUGUUCCCCUCCAAUGCUCAGCCCUUCCAGAGGCUGCUGGAGGACGAGGCUGCCCCCGGAGGCUGCGCAGGAGACAGCGUCUGUCCAACGCUCAAACACUGCAGCAAGCUCUUCAUCUACCUGUACAAGAUGGCCACCGACUCCUUCGACAGUCGUGCGGAGCAGGUGCCUCCCUGCCUGACUCAUGAGACCUCGCUGCCCUCGCCGUGGGGCACGCCGGCGCUCGCCAGGAAGAGACAUGGUUACUACGGUACAUCAGGACCUCCAGCCCCAGUCAAAGCCCUGACCGACCUGAAGCUCCACCUAUCCAACCCCUCCCACCCGGCUUCCUCCUCGUCUUCGUCCGACAUGGUGGUGAUCCACCCGGGGGCCGUCCUGGCCAUCCUGGACCUGCUGCCCUCCGUCUGCUCCGACAGCCAGCCAGAGCACGCCCUCGACCUGCAGCUGGCGGUGGCCAACAUCCUGCAGCUCCUGGUGAACAGUGAGAGGAACCAGCAGGUUUUGUGUGAAGCCUGCCUCCACCAGCGGCUGCUGCAGCGCUGCAGUCAGGCCCUCGGAGAUGAAGACCACCCGCUGCACCCGCCGCUGCAGAGGAUGUUUGAGAGGCUGGCCUCGCAGGCCCUGCAGCCGAUGGCACUCAGGGAGUUCUUACGUCUGGGAAACCCUCUGAACUGCGGCGCCUGGGACAAGAAGCUUCUGAAGCAGUACCGGGUCCACAAACCGAGCUCGCUGAGCUACGACGCCGACAUGAGAAACAGCAUGACGAUGUCCAUGGAGGGCUUCGGCCCCGACAGUGUCUUCGCCACGCCGGCGGAGGACAACGGCCAGUACCGCAUCAGUCGCAGCCUGGUUCGCUCCGCCGAGGGCAGCACCGUCCCCCUGACCCGAGUCAAGUGCCUGGUGUCCAUGACGACGCCACACGACAUCCGCCUGCACGGAUCGGCCGUCAUGCCGGCGUUCGUGGAGUUUGACACGUCGCUGGAGGGCUUCGGGUGCCUGUUUCUGCCCAGCCUGGCGCCCCACAACGCCCCCACCAACAACACCAACGCCUCAGGUGUCAGCGACGGAGCAGUGCUCAGCGGGAUGGGGACAGGUGAGCGCUUGUUUCCUCCUCCGUCUGGCCUCAGCUACACCACCUGGUUCUGCGUGGAGCGUUUCAGCGCCGCUCCUCAGGCUCAUCCGGUCCGGCUGCUGACCGUCGUCCGCCGGGCGACGUCCUCGGAGCAGCACUACGUCUGUCUGUCCGUGGUUCUGUCGGCUAAAGACCGAUCGCUCACCGUCUCCACCAAGGAGGAGCUGCUGCAGACGUACUCAGCGGACGAGUCCAGCGAAGAAGCCUCCUUCUACGAGAUCCUGCCCUGCUGCGCUCGAUUCCGCUGUGGUGAGCUGAUCGCUGAGGGCCAGUGGCACCACCUGGUGCUGGUCAUGAGCAAAGGCAUGCUGAAGAACAGCAUGGCCACGCUGUACAUCGACGGGCAGCUCAUCAGCACCGUCAAGCUUCACUACAUCCACAGCGCUCCGGGCGGCUCCGGCUCCACCAACCCUCCCGUGGUGAGCACCGUUUACGGGUACGUCGGCACGCCUCCUGCCCAGCGGCAGCUCUCCAGCCUGGUGUGGCGUCUGGGGCCCAGUCACUUCCUGGAGGAGGUCCUGCCCGCCACCAGUGUCGCUGCCAUCUACGAACUGGGACCCAACAACGUGGGCGGCUUCCAGGCCGUCUACCUGCCCUGUAAAGAUUCGAAAACAGAGGUAUCUCCUGCCACUCCGGUUGCGUUGGUACCAGAGGAGAAGGUUUCUUUCAGCCUCUAUGCACUCUCAGUUUCUACUCUCACUGUGGCCAAAAUCAGGAAAGUCUACAACAAACUUGACAGCAAAGCCAUCGCCAAACAGCUCGCCGUGUCGUCUCAUGAAAAUGCCACUCCGGUGAAGCUGAUUCAUAACGCUGCCGGCCACCUCAACGGUCCGGCUCGCACCAUUGGAGCGGCUGUCAUUGGAUAUUUAGGUGUCCGUGCCUUUGUGCCCAAACCUGUGGCCACCAACCUGCAGUAUGUGGGCGGAGCGGCGGCCAUCUUGGGUCUGGUUGCCAUGGCGUCAGACGUGGAGGGGCUGUACGCCGCUGUCAAAGCUUUGGUGUGUGUCGUCAAGAGCAACCCGCUGGCCAGUAAGGAGAUGGAACGAAUCAAAGGCUACCAGCUCCUGGCUAUGCUGCUGAAGAAGAAGCGCUCGCUGCUCAACAGUCACAUCCUCCACCUCACCUUCUCUCUGGUCGGAACAGUCGACAGCGGCCACGAAACCUCCAUCAUCCCCAACUCCACCGCCUUCCAGGACCUGCUCUGCGACUUUGAGGUCUGGCUCCACGCCCCCUACGAGCUCCAUCUGUCUCUGUUCGAGCACUUCAUUGAGCUGCUGACAGAAUCCAGCGAGGCGGCUAAAAAUGCCAAACUACUGAGGGAGUUCCAGCUGAUCCCCAGACUGCUGCUGACCCUGAGAGACACUUCGCUGUCUCAGCCCACUGUAGCCGCCAUUAGCAACGUGCUAAGUCUGCUGCUACAAGGCUUCCCGAACCCGUAUGACCUGCUCAGGUUUGGCCAGUUCAUCUCUUCCACUCUCCCUACAUUCGCUGUGUGUGAGAAGUUUGUUGUCAUGGAGAUCAAUAACGAGGAGAAGAUUGAUGGAGGUAACGACGAUGAUUUCGGCGGCCUCCUAUCAGCAAACCUCAUUCUGCUGAGAAAUCGACUGCUGGACAACCUGCUCAGGCUGCUCUUCACCACCAAAGAGAAGUGCACCGUUAACGCCCAGGCCUGCGAGGAGCUGGUGAGGACGCUGGGCUUCGACUGGCUCCUGAUGUUCAUGGAGGAACAUCUGCACUCCAGCACGGUGACGGCGGCUCUGUGGAUCCUGGUGGUUCUGCUCUCCAACCAGUCCAUCCUGAACCGCUUCAAGGAGGGCCUGUGUGGGGGCGGCUGGCUGGACCACACCGACUCGGUCCUGACCAAUAAGAUCGGCACGGUGCUGGGCUUCAACGUGGGUCGCAGCGCCGGCGGUCGCUCCACGCUGCGGGAGAUCAACCGGGACGCCUGCCAUUUCCCAGGAUUCCCCGUCCUGCAGACGCUGCUGCCCAAACACACCAACGUGCCCGAGCUCUACUUCCUGCUCAUGGCCCUCUUCCUGCAGCAGCCUGUCAUCGAGCUGCCAGACAGCCUGCAGGUACAUUUUGACCUGGACUCCAUCUGGACGUUCAUCUUCGGCAUGCCGGCCUCCAGUGGGACGGUGGUGGGAUCCAUCCACAGUGUCUGCACCGAGGCGGCCUUCCUGCUGCUGGCCAUGCUGCGCAGCAUGCUCAACCUGCCGUGGCAGUCGGAGGAGGAAGGUUCCUGGCUCAGGGAGUACCCGGUCACCCUCAUGCAGUUCUUCAGGUACCUUUACCACAACGUACCCGACUUAGCGCCCAUGUGGCACAGUCCUGAGUUCCUGUGUGCCCUGGCAGCCACCGUGUUCCCCUUCAACAUCCGGCCCUACUCUGAAAUGGUGACUGAUUUGGACGACGAGGCCGGAUCUCCCACCGAGGAGUUCAAGGCCUUCGCCGGAGACUCUGGCAUGAACCGCAGCCAGUCUGAAUACUGCAACGUGGGCUCAAAGACGUCACUGACCAACCACCCGGCCAAGAAGUACGUCUUUGACUUCAUGAGGGUCCUGAUCAUGGACAACCUCUGCAUGACUCCGGCCAGCAAACAGACGCCGAUCAUCGACCUGCUGCUGGAGGCUUCUCCAGAGCGCUCCACCAGAACUCAGCAGAAGGAGUUUCAGUCCAACAUCCUGGACGGCGUCAUGGAGCAUCUUCUGGCCGCUGACGUCCUCCUAGGUGAAGAUGCGUCUCUGCCACUCAGCAGUGGAGGCAGUUAUCAGAUUCUGGUCAACAACGUCUUCUACUUCACCCAGCGGGUCGUGGACAAGCUGUGGCAGGGAAUGUUCAACAAGGACUCCAAGCUGGUGGUGGACUUCAUCGUGCAGCUCAUCGGACAGUCUAAGCGACGCUCUCAGGGUCUCUCCCUCGACACCAUCUACCACUGUCUGAACCGGACGGUGCUCUACCAGCUCUGCCGACCCCACAAGACGGUGGCUCAGCAGGUGGCCCUGCUGGACGCCCUGCGGGUCCUGACCGUCAACCGCAACCUGGUGCUCGGCCCCGGCAACCACGACCAGGACUUUGUGGCCUGCCUGGCUCACUGCUUCAUCUGCCUGCACAGCGGGAGCAGCGUGGAGGGCUUCGGCCUGGAGGCGGAGGCCAGGAUGACGACCUGGCACGUCAUGAUGCCCGCGGAGAACGAGGCCGACGCCACGCACAGCCACGAUGUCAGCGAGGGACGUCAGCUGCUGCUGAAGGCGGUGAACCGAGUGUGGACCGAACUGAUGCACAGCAAGCGUCAGAUGCUGGAGGACAUCUUCAAAGUGUCGCUGCCCUGCAACGACAGAGGUCACGUGGACAUCGCCACGGCCCGCCCCGCUCUGGAGGAACCGGCGCUGAAGAGCUGGCAGAACCACCUGGUCCAUGAGAAGAAGUGCAUCAGUCGUGGUGAAGCCGUCGUUCCGGCGACUCAGUCGAAACUGUCCAGAGUCAGCAGCGGCUUUGGCCUCUCCAAGCUGACCGGCGUCCGACGAAACAAGAAGGAAAACAGCCUGAACAAGAACAGUUUGUCUGCACAGGAGACUUUCCAGUGGAUGUUUACGCACAUUGCCGUUGUCCGAGACUUGGUGGCCAUGCAGUACAAAGAAUAUCAAGAGCGGCAGCAGAACGCCCUCAAGUACGUGACGGAGGAGUGGGCGUCCAUCGAGUACGAGCUGCUGCGAGAACGAGGCCUUUGGGGGCCGCCCAUCGGCUCGCAUCUGGACAAGUUUGUGCUGGAGAUGACAGAGGGGCCCUGCAGGAUGAGGAAGAAGAUGGUCCGCAACGAUAUGUUCUACAUCCACUACCCAUACAUCCCUGAGACGGAGACCAACACCAACUCAGCUCAGCCCUCCUCUCCUCCUCUGGUGCCUCUCAGACCCUCAGCUCUGGUUGAGGUCGUUGAACAUGCCGAGAAGCCUCUUCGUUACCGGCGAGCCAUCAGCUACGACAGUAAAGAGUACUACAUGCGUUUGCUGUCCGGAAACCCCGGCAUGUACCAGCACUCUGUGGAGCACAACACCGAGGGAGAAACCACGCAGCACGAACCAGAACACGGAGAGGACACCAUCGCUAGAGUCAAAGGCCUGGUGAAAGCUCCCCUGAAGAGAUCUCGGUCCACGGCGGACGGUGCCGACGAGGACAGUCAGGAUCAGCUCCAGGAGCAGCUGCUGGAGUCCGGAGGCCCCGAAGACGAGCAGAGGACGGACAACACAUCACUGCUGAGGCUGCUGGAGGAAGGAGAGAAGAUCCAGCACAUGUACCGCUGCGCCCGAGUUCAGGGUCUGGACACCAGCGAGGGUCUGCUGCUGUUCGGUAAAGAGCAUUUCUACGUCAUCGACGGCUACACCAUGACCGUGUCCCGGGAGAUCAGGGACAUCGACACGCUGCCGCCCAACUUGCAUGAAGCCAUCAUCCCCAGAGGAGCGAGACAAGGCCAGAGUCAGCUGAAGAGAACCUGCAGCAUCUUCGCCUAUGAAGACAUUAAAGAGGUUCACAAGAGACGCUACCUGCUGCAGCCCAUGGCAGUGGAAGUGUUCUCAGCAGACGGCAGGAACUACCUGUUAGCCUUCCAGAAAGGGGUUCGGAAUAAAGUUUACCAAAGGUUCCUGGCUGUGGUUCCGUCGCUGGCCGACAGCUCAGAGUCGGUUUCAGGUCAGAGGCCCAACACCAGCGUAGAGCAGGGAUCUGGACUUCUCAGCACUCUAGUUGGUGAGAAGUCAGUGACUCAGAGAUGGGAGCGAGGUGAGAUCAGUAACUUCCAGUACCUGAUGCAUCUGAACACGCUGGCUGGACGCUCCUACAACGACCUGAUGCAGUAUCCGGUUUUCCCCUGGAUCCUGGCCGACUUCGACUCAGAGGAGUUGGACCUGAACAACCCCAAGACGUUCCGUAACCUCGCCAAGCCGAUGGGCGCCCAGACUGACGACCGACUGACACAGUACAAGAAGAGGUACAAGGACUGGGAAGACCCCAACGGUGAAACCCCAGCGUACCACUACGGCACCCACUACUCCUCAGCUAUGAUUGUAGCCUCUUAUCUGGUCCGCAUGGAACCUUUCACACAGAUUUUCCUCCGACUUCAGGGAGGCCACUUCGACCUGGCUGACCGGAUGUUCCACAGUGUCCGUGAAGCCUGGCUCUCUGCCUCCAAACACAACAUGGCCGACGUCAAGGAGCUCAUCCCGGAGUUCUUCUACCUGCCCGAGUUCAUGCUCAACUCCAACAACUUCGACCUGGGUGCCAAGCAGAACGGCACCAAACUGGGUGACGUGAUCCUCCCGCCGUGGGCCAAAGGAGACCCUCGAGAGUUCAUCAGGGUCCACAGAGAGGCGUUGGAGUGCGACUACGUGUCCGCUCAUCUCCACGAGUGGAUCGACCUGAUCUUUGGCUACAAGCAGCAGGGUCCGCCGGCCGUGGAGGCGGUCAACGUCUUCCACCACCUCUUCUACGAGGGUCAGGUGGACAUUUACAACAUCAACGACCCGCUCAAAGAGACGGCCACCAUCGGAUUCAUCAACAACUUCGGACAAAUCCCCAAACAGCUGUUUAAGAAGCCUCAUCCUCCUAAACGGGUUCGCAGUAAAGCUAACGGAGACAUCGCUGGCGUUCCUCCGAGCUCCAGCAGCGACAAGAUCUUCUUCCAUCACCUGGACAAUCUCAGACCUUCUCUUGCUCCUGUUAAAGAGCUGAAGGAGCCCGUGGGGCAGAUAGUUUGCACCGAUAAGGGCAUCCUCGCUGUGGAGCAAAACAAAGUCCUGGUUCCUCCUACGUGGAGCAAGACCUUCGCCUGGGGGUACGCCGACCUCAGCUGCCGUCUGGCCAACUACGAGUCCGACAAGGCGCUGGUGGUGUACGAGUGUCUGUCAGAGUGGGGUCAGAUCCUCUGUGCCAUUUGUCCAAACCCCAAGCUGGUGAUCACCGGCGGCACCAGCACCUCCAUCUGUGUCUGGGAGACGGGAAGCUCCAAGGAGAAGGCCAAGUCCAUUACACUCAAACAGGCGCUACUGGGCCACACGGACGCCGUAACGUGUCUGACGGCGUCGUCGGCGUACCACAUCGUCGUCAGCGGCUCGCGGGAUCGAACCUGCAUCAUCUGGGACCUCAACAAGCUCUCGUUUGUCACACAGCUCCGGGGACACCGAGCGCCGGUUUCUGCGCUGUGUAUUAACGAGCUGACGGGCGACGUGGUUUCCUGCGCAGGAACCUACAUCCACGUGUGGAGCAUCAACGGCAGCCCCAUCUCCAGCGCCAACACCUUCACCGGACGCAGCCAGCAGAUCCUGUGCUGCUGCGUGUCGGAGAUGAACGAGUGGGACACGCAGAACGUCAUCGUCACCGGGCACUCGGACGGCGUCGUCAGGUUUUGGAGGAUGGAGUUCCUACAAGUCCCAGAAACCCCUGCUCCAGAGCCGGUAGAGCCAGACGUGCCUGACUGCUGUGAUGAGAAGAUUGAGGGCGGCGAGAGUCACAACGGUGAUGACGACAGCAGCGAAUCCGAUGGAGAUGAACCCUGUCAGGAGUCCAGAGCGCCACGAAACCCGUCGACGGGUGGAGGCAGCCAACCGGGCAGCACCGUCCACAGACCCAGAGGUCCGUCAGCUCGAACCGGAGCUUCCUGGUCGAUGGACAGCGGCUCUGAUGACUCCCACCGCUGGUCGGACACCCUCAGCAUUGACGAGAAGGACGGAUUCGUGUUCGUUAACUACUCCGAAGGCCAAAUUAAAGGCCCUCACCCCCACCCGGUUCACCCAGGACAGGCCUCGGUGCCUCAGCCGCUCCACCCGAGCACCAUGGAGGCCCGGACGUACAACCAGCUCAGGGCAGGCUACAGAUGGGAGCGCCAGCUGGUCUUCCGGAGCAAACUCACCAUGCACACGGCGUUUGAUCGCAAGGACAACGCUCACCCAGCUGAGAUCACCUCCCUCGCCAUCUCCAAGGACCACAGUAAGAUCCUGGUGGGCGACGGUCGUGGUCGGGUGUUCAGCUGGUCGGUCAGCGAUCAGCCCGGCCGGUCGGCGGCGGAUCACUGGGUGAAGGACGAGGUGGUGGACAGCUGCUCUGGCUGCACCGUUCGCUUCUCGCUGACCGAGCGACGCCACCACUGCAGGAACUGUGGGCAGCUCUUCUGCCAGAAGUGCAGUCGCUUCCAGUCGGAGAUCAAACGUUUGAAGAUCUCGUCGCCGGUUCGUGUUUGUCAGAACUGUUACUACAACCUCCAACACGAACGAAGCGCGGAGGACGGCAGCAGAAACUAGACCCAAGGAAAAAGAAAAAACCUCCCGAGGAGCUUUUCCAUUUCCUCCAUCUGCUUCGUUUGUUCCCUAAGCACCUCCAAACAUGACUCCAAAUACCAGAACUUUCUCCUUUAUUGUUGCUGAAACUCACUGAAGCAGGAACAAGAUGGGAAUAAAAAAAUCACUUGAACCACCUGGAGGAGAAAAAAAAUAAAAAAUCACCCACCGCAAGAUCCAGAAUUUCACCGCAAGACCUGCAGAGAAUAAACUUGUUAAUAGUGUAAAUAGCGACCAUGGCCUUUUUAACUCCGAGAGGAACCAACACAGAACAAAAAUUAAGGUCACUGAAGAUAAAAAAAAAACAAAACAAAACAACAACAACUUGCCUGUAACAUAGCGAUGUGAACUAACCACUCCUGGCUUUAAAAAAUCGAUUGUGUGUCGGAGGAGUAACAGGAAGGGAGGGAAAUGAAUGUCAGUACUAAACGUCUGUGGGUUUGUUAGUGGCUCUAGUUAUGCAAAUUUACUUCUUUUCUUUCUGAUUUUGUCGUUUACAGAAAUGUGAGUUGUUUUGUGUGUCGCCCACAGUGUGAAGCCAUGAGCACCACACAGAGAUUCACCAUCGUCCUCUUUUCUUUUUUGCCAAAUUCUUCUUUUUUUGAAAAUCUAUCACCUGUUCUGUCCUUUGUCUGAAUCCCUGUUUGGAGAUUUUUUGUUUAUUGUUGUUGCUGCUUUCUGAAAACUGGACAUUUCAGAUUUUAUUUUCCAACCAUAUCACUUCAUUUGUUCAGAGAGAGAAUAGAGUCUUCUGCGAAAGGAGUAAUCCGAUUAAGAAAAACACAUUUGUUGUUUCUGUACAGCAGCUUCUUGGAUGCACAAAGAAAAGGGAAUUUUUAAUUUAUCUCGCUCACGUUUGCUGGACUUUUCACAUGGCGGCAUUAUCACAAAAAGCACCUUUAAAAUGUCCACUUGAUGAAAUUCAAAGCUCUAAUUUUAAAAUAUCUCCACGUUUUGUCUCUAAAGUCAAACACGGAGCUGCAGUUAACCGUUUUUUCACACUUUGUUAUUUUUAGAUCACGUUCGUAGCAUUAAAUCCACUUUAUGAUUUUGUUUGUAACGCUACAUGCUAGCUGGUUAGCCGAUUAGCUGAGGAGAAAUUAUGUCUAUUGUGGCGACACUUUACUCUGAGAGCAUUAAAUCAACUUUAUGUUCGUUAAGAAAAGCGUAAAACACAUGAGGCUCGUUUAUUUUAUGUCUUAACCCUCUGAACUCCAAGUGGUUUCACGUUUUUGUCACAUUUUUCUUCACUGUUGGUUCAUUUUUCACUGCAAUUUAAAGUCUUGCACCUCUAUGAAAACAACAACCAGGACUAGAAGGAGAUUUCACAAAGAUUGUAAAAGAAAAAAAUGGAAUUACAAAUACUGAGGGAAAAAUGUGGCUUUUACUUUUAUUUUUAAUUUGUUCUAUGCUUGUCUUUUGUCUGUUCUACGGAAACACUGCCUGCAGUUCAGCCGAAAAGUUCUUGAAUUUUUCAUGCGAAGAGUUUUGGUCACAGCUGAGUCAGAUGUAUUUCCUCAGUUGUGCUGAAUUGUGCAGAAUUUUUAGUUUUUUUACAGAAUCUGGUUACUAAUUAUUGUUCAUUUUUGGCUAUUUUUUUACCGAGACAUCAUGAGUUUAAACGUCGAUUUGGUAAAUUUCCUGGACAGAUCGCAUUUGUUUGGACGUUUGAUUGUUUUUCCUCAUUUUUUCUCUGAUAAGUUGUAAUGUUUUUGUCAUUUUUGAAAAGAAAAUAUUCCUUCUAAACCUGCCGGCAGGUUUUUUUGGGAUUCAGAGGGUUAAAAGUGCAGAAUUUUCUCUCCUAAUUUGUCCAAUCAAGCUGAACUCCAUCAUCACAGAAUCCUGAAAUACUGUCAAAUUACAAAAAAUAAAUGUGUAAAAUAUACACAAAAAUAAACUACAUCCUGUCAUCACAUCUGUCAUACGAUAAUAUUUGUUUUAAAAUCAAAUCUAUACUUUUUUUUAAAUAAUUCUAAUAUAUAAAAUCCACAUUCAUGCAUUUGAGAUUUUUAGCUCAUGUCUACUGACAUGUUGUUGGGUAAAGAUGAAUUUAGCCCCAAGUUUGCUACAAACACAAAUCUAUGAAGUUUAAUUUGUGCAAAAAAUAAAUAAAAAUACAAAAUGCAGGUCACAUCAGGAACUGUUUUUGUUUAAAUAGUGGAAGAAAAGAUUUAGAGUCCUUUAUCAAGGUUUUUAAACGAAUUGAGCUGAAAAACUAGUCAAAUAUUAAGGAAUUUAUUGAGCCUUUAAAAAUGUUUUUUUCUCUGCAGCAACUAUUUUUGUUAAUUUAGGCUUCAUUUAUUGAAGCAUUGCAGACAAUUUUAGCUUAAAAUGAUCAAAAAUAACAGAAAAAUACAAAGAUUUCUGUUAAAGGUAACACAGAGUCCGUAUGAGUCAAGAAAAACUCAGAUUUUUCAUCCAGUUUGCAGCUUAAUUAAAAAUAAUUCAAGUAGCAUUAAUUUAAAUUACUACAAACUGUACUGUGUAUUGCUAACGUGGCCUCAUAAAACCCAAACUGCAGCUCAGAUCAGGACAAAACUAAAGGAAAUAAACAUGCAAAUGCAAAAUAAUGACGCUAUAAAUAUGAAACCCGACGCCUCAUAUGUUUUUCUGUUGAUUUAUGCGACUUUAAGUGAAUAAUUUGUCACCACAGAUGCAUUUUUUUAACUCUCCUUAUGUAAAGAAAGUGUUCUAUGUGAAGUUUUCAUUAAUUUACUUUAUUUACCGACUCUGUGGGUGAAAAAUGUGCGUUCAAGUGCUGCUUUUCUUUCCUCAUUUUCCCGGAGAAAACGUCCUUAUCUUGGCGUCCGCUUUCCAGAGAGAACUUUCCUCGUUCCACGUUGUAAAAUAAGAUAAUAUGCACUCACGUUGUCGUCUCCGUACUGUAACUCCAGCGUGCAAUCAGGCCAUCCAGCUGAAAAAAGAAAAGGCUUCUGUCAAUCAACACUUCCUUUGUUUUGUUUUUUGCACCUUCAUGUGUACAAAAUAAAGAAAAAUAAAGAAGUCGAGAGGAAUCACAGGUUUUUAUCGAAUGCAGUUUCAGCGGGAAGGCGGCGGAGAAACGAACUGUACAGAGUAUUUAUGCAAAUAUAACUGGUUUUAGAUUUUUUUUAAUGAUUAUUAUUGCGAUUUCAGCAAGUUUUGUUACUUGUUGCAUGUCUAUUAACACAGCUGACUUUCUGUGUCAGUGCAUUGUACAUGUUCUCGGCAUUAGAUUUUGUUUUUUUUGCUGGAUAUAUUUGUUUUUUUUGUUUCUUCGGAGGCAUCGUCUGACGAGGGUUUGUCGUGUACAGAGCUGCAGAUCACGUCCACAGCUCCGGCUGGACUUUUCUACUCUUUAUUGGAGAAAAAAAAAAAACAAAACAUGAAUUGAGAGACGGAGAAGAAGAAAAAACACGAGAAACUCCUGGAUUCUUUUGGUGGUCUUGUAUUAGACUGCAUUACUACAGUAUCUGGUGUGCAAUCUGUGAUAGCUGAAUGUUUCCUUGUAUAUUUGUGUUUCACUACAUCCUCCAAGAGAAAAACCAGUAGAGUAACUUUCCCCCCGUUACAGAAACAAAAUGUUACAAUAAUGCAAUAGAUCUGGUACUUAUUCUUUUUAAUUUCAUUUCAAUAAAUAAUUGCUGUUUACCACCAAAA